Messenger RNA from Colletotrichum phormii, 858 nucleotides. RefSeq lists its product as uncharacterized. The transcript has 3 exons. Bases 1 to 858 code for a protein of 285 amino acids. The record is from RefSeq and is a predicted model, not a curated record. NCBI's taxonomy places the organism in Eukaryota, Fungi, Ascomycota, Sordariomycetes, Glomerellales, Glomerellaceae.
AUGGAGGCGGUAUCCGCGGCGGCCAGCAUCGCUGGGCUACUUUCCAUCGCCGGUCAUGUCGUCAAUGGUCUCAUCAAGCUCAAUGAUUUCGUUCAGGCUGCAAAAGAGAUGGACAUUCGGACCGAGUCCUUGAAUGCAAAAGUUGGGCUUCUCUCUGAGACCCUAGAAGACGUUAAUGCUUUGCUUCAGACCUAUGAAAGAAGCCUUCCCUCGAUCGUCGAGACAUCUUGGGAGCCGAACAUCGCUACACUACGAUCUCACCUGGUGCGCUGCGGUAAAGACCUCGACGAAUGGUCUAAGUCGUACAAGAGCGUCAAAAAGUCGACAUCUAAGCGGCGGAAGUUCCUUGACAUCAUUCAAAACAAGCGCCUCCGGGGCAUCUCGGACAUGGAAAUCAAGUUGACGGCCCAUCGCUCCCAGUUGAUUUUCGACAUCAGUGUCUUGAACGCGGCAUCAUCCCUACGCAAGAUUUACUCCUGGAAGUUGGGCAUUCUCGCCCGUUCGGACCAUUUCCUCACCAUUCUGUGGUACGAAGCCGUCUUUGGCAAUCGCAAAAACUUGGUUCUGUCCUCGAUGGACGGAGCAGGGAAAUUCCUGAUGAUCCUCAAAGAUGCUUUCCCGUGGGAUGGCCUAGUCAAUUCUAUGCCAGACAACGCCAGCAAGAUGGACGUUGAUGAAGAAGACGAAAGCUCCUCGUGGACAAGAAGCGACGGUGCGGUGGAUCUCAACAUGUCAGAUACAGUAUCGAGAGAAGGAGAACGGCCCUCAAAGCUCAUCGGCAAGAUCAAAGGCCACCUGCUUCUCAUCCAACCAUUCGUCCACUCCCCCAGUCCAAUCCCCCAGUCAAAUCCCAGAUAA